AUGGCUAUAGUUGUCGCAAUGUCAUUGUUAUUCCCUACACCCUGGACAGAGAUGGAUUCCGGUCGAUUGCCGGAAUAUCUUGCCAAGUUAUCCGUUCCUGCGACGCCUCCACCGCCACCAACUCCUGUGGCGCGUUGUGCGGGAUCAUCAGGCCCAUCUUCAAUGUCAAUCAAGGAAAUCCUAAUCGGCUUGGGAGAUCUGCUGAUGAAAGUCCCCGGUCUCGCAUUCGUCUCAGAUUUCUCUAUGGAUGUUGCCAGUAUGGUCGAAGAUUCUAGCGAUUCUGACUCUUGGAUGACUGUAGAUUCUGAUGAUGUGCAAGCGCCUCAGGGCCCCAGUCAAACAAAUCCGCUGCCAUCAAAUCCACAGAAUCCACAGCCCUUGCAAAUGACACCACAGAUGCCUCCACCACCACAGGUUUCUCCGGGGAGUCCAAUCCAGGCUCCACCGCAGCCACAGAACUCGACCUCGGUCUUGUAUUCGUCACCUGCCCCACCGGCCCCUCCACCACAGGCCCCCCCUCCACAAACUCCUCCACCACAAACUCCUCCACCACAAACUCCUCCACUGCGAACUCCCCCACCCGCAGAUCAUGAAAUGGUCGAUAUUGAUGCCACUCCAAGAUUUUAUAUGGGCUUUAGAAACAAAAUGCCGCAGGUGUGUCCUAUCAUAUCCCUAAAAGAUAAGCUUCAAAUGUAUCUAUCAGCAACCACCAUCCCCAACUGUCCAGAAAUCAAAAAAAAAAGGCGAGUCCAUGAAGAUACUCAGCCUGGACCUUCUCAUCGGCCUGGCUCUGCUCAGCCACGAGCUCAGUCAGGCUCUCAAUCUCAUGAUCAAAGCCCUGUUGAUAUUUUGCAAAAUUUAUUCGACAACCAGACAAAGAUGAUGGCGGAGAUUUACUCUCGCCUUCAGCAAUCCAAUGACGACAUACUCUGGAAACAGGACCAGAAGAUAGACACGGUGGCUAAAUCCCUCGAUCUCAAUGCAGAAAUACUCAGUCGUAUCGGGGAGACACUUGAUAUGAUGUCUGGAAAUCGUAAGGAGCAGCGCAGGAAUACUCACGGGACGAGCAGGACUCAGCGUAAUGACAGCGAAGAUUCCACUAUGAAUGAGGGGAGCCGCCCCGCUCACAACAAUAACAACGCCAACGGGGAUCGAGGCCAAGACAAAGGCGAAGAUAAUGACGAGGUAGAGGGAGACGGAGGUGGGGACGGUGAUGAUGAAAGACACCCAAGCGAUGAUAUUCCCAAUCGCAGCCAGAAGAGUCAACAUCACUCUGGAGAGGUGAAACGUCGGCCCCUCCAAGAGCUCAAAGAAAAGGAGUUAAUCCGUAAAUGGCUUAACGAGAUAAUGGAAGGUCAAGAUCUCCUGGCAGAGGUUGUUACCAAGGAAGAAGCCGAGGAAUUCGCUCAAACAUUCAAAAAUAAUCCACUCGCACGUCCAUGCUCAACUGAUAAUUUUCGCUACUGGAUUGCUGGUGGCUCCAAAUCGCCGUGGAAUCAGGGUGCUUCAUAUGUCUUUGUAGACAUCCUUGUGAAGAAGAAGUUGGUUCCUGAUCUAGACAUUCAAGCUCGCGAUGCUCUCCGCAAAGCUUUCUUUGUGAGACUCAAAUCACUUCACACAUGCUGGCAAGACAAGCAGAAAAUGGCGGAGGACAGUGACAAAACGCCUCGUUCAUUAUUCUCCAAAAGGUGGCAGCGGAAGAAUACUCUUUUCCAUCAACGAAGAGAUGUACUCGUCACUUUCUACUCGCUCCAACCCUUCCUGGGCACUUUCGAUGACUUAGGCAUUGCAGGAAUGUCUUCUGAUGAAGAGGAUCCUGGCAUGAAGAAGCCCCGUGUGCAAUAUAUCAUCAAGGAGCCCAAGUGGCGAAGUGUCGAAUUGAAGAACCAUCUCCGGCUCAUAGACUAUUGCCAUCUUGAAGGGCGAUGCACAACUGACCAACUCCAUUUCAGUUUCUCGCGAGGUUCUCCGCCACGCCUUCGUGUGGAUAGAAACGAUAAGACCUCCAAAAGCAAAUACGUUCGUGGACUGCCUGCCAACUUCUACGAUGCACAAUGGCUUGAAGAACAAGAACCUGGAUGGUCAAAGGGUGGAAGCGGUUUCGUCAAUGAGUUGAUUCGUCCAAAAAAACCCGUUAAGCUUGUUUUUCCUCCAGACCUCAUGAAGACGUUACAACAGAGAGGUUAUACAAAGGCGCAGGGAACGGCCUGA
Messenger RNA from Lentinula edodes (shiitake mushroom), 2211 nucleotides. RefSeq lists its product as uncharacterized. Bases 1 to 2211 code for a protein of 736 amino acids. The transcript has 6 exons. The record is from RefSeq and is a predicted model, not a curated record. NCBI's taxonomy places the organism in Eukaryota, Fungi, Basidiomycota, Agaricomycetes, Agaricales, Omphalotaceae.